Messenger RNA from Impatiens glandulifera, 827 nucleotides. RefSeq names its product probable RNA-binding protein ARP1. The transcript has 6 exons. The record is from RefSeq and is a predicted model, not a curated record. Gene Ontology annotation, molecular function: RNA binding. The coding region runs from base 27 to 827 and encodes 266 amino acids. Lineage: Eukaryota; Viridiplantae; Streptophyta; Magnoliopsida; Ericales; Balsaminaceae.
CCAUCACAAUUAACCGUUCAUACAUCAUGGAAUACCAGCAGUACCGGUCGCCGUUCGGAGAUACAACGUUUACAAAAGUGUUCGUCGGAGGUCUUGCUUGGGAAACUCCGACGGAUAUAAUGCGUCGCUAUUUUGAACAGUUUGGAGAAAUUCUAGAAGCUGUUAUCAUUAAUGAUAAAUACACUGGCAAUUCUAAAGGCUAUGGAUUUGUAACAUUUCGUGAUCCAGAAUCGGCUAAAAGGUCUUGUGUCGAAGCGAACCCCAUCAUUGACGGCAGAAGAGCAAAUUGUAACAUCGCUUCCUUGGGCCGUUCGCGACAAGGCAGAGAUGUAGAGACGACACAACAAAUGAUCAAUUCGUCGGUUUAUGGGGGAGGAAUAACGGCGGCAACAACUCCGGCACAACCAGUUUACUAUCCAUCUUAUGGCUAUGCAGCUUACCCAUCAGAAUAUGGCUAUCAACACCAAACUUUGUAUAACACACAACAACAGUUCUACGGAACGACGUCGUCUUCAGGAAUGGGCAUGGAAUUACCUACUUACUACUAUGGGUACCCUUCCAUGCAACAACACCAGGCGCAAAGUAACCCGACUCCCUCUUAUCUAUAUUAUCCUACUACGUAUAUAGAGUCCUUCCCCACCUAUAAUCAUCUUCUUCCCCGGUCCUCUCCGUUCUCCGCCACCGCCGUCGCCGGAGGCACCGAUCAACAAAGUUCUACACCAAAAAUGACACUAAGGAACCAAUUUGCAUCUUCCACAGAUUUACAGUCAAAGUCUGCACAAACAAAAGGUGAGGAUAAUAGCAUCACUCUAGAAAGUCCACAAUGA